Molecule: messenger RNA, 462 nt
Organism: Striga hermonthica
Lineage: Eukaryota; Viridiplantae; Streptophyta; Magnoliopsida; Lamiales; Orobanchaceae
Source: the annotation of a GenBank genome assembly
AUGGUCGUUUCAUCUGCACUGAUUAUAUGGAAAACGUUGGUAUGCAUUACUGGAAGCGAGUCACCGGUUGUUGUUGUUCUUUCUGAAAGCAUGGAGCCUGGAUUUGCUAGGGGAGAUAUUCUGUUCUUGCAUAUGCCUCGAGACCCCAUCCGAGCAGGCGACAUUGUUGUGUAUAACAUUGAUAAUCGUGAAAUUCCAAUCGUUCAUCGAGUGAUUAAGGUUCACGAAAGGCAAGAUACGGGAGAAGUUGAUAUCCUCACGAAAGGGGAUAACAAUGAUGGUGAUGAUAUUCCUUUAUAUGCUCCCGGUCAGCUAUGGUUAAAGCAGGAACACAUCAUGGGAAAAGCUAUUGGAUUCUUACCUCACGUAGGCUGGGCUACCAUCAUUAUGACCGAAAAACCAUUGAUAAAGUAUAUACUUAUUGGUGUGUUGGGGUUGCUCGUCGUUACAUCGAAAGACUAG